Molecule: messenger RNA, 6938 nt
Organism: Pseudoliparis swirei
Lineage: Eukaryota; Metazoa; Chordata; Actinopteri; Perciformes; Liparidae
Product: protein AF-17-like
Exons: 20
Coding region: 83-3010 (975 amino acids)
Biological process (GO): regulation of transcription by RNA polymerase II
Cellular component (GO): nucleus
Molecular function (GO): histone binding; nucleosome binding
Source: RefSeq, a predicted model, not a curated record
CCCCCUGACAGGCCCCGGGGCGAGGUCCGGAGCCGUGUGCGCGCCCGGUGGAGGGGAACACACUUCUUCGCAUGGGAGCAGCAUGCGGGAGAUGGUCGGAGGCUGCUGCGUGUGUUCGGACGAGCGCGGCUGGGCCGAGAACCCGCUGGUGUACUGCGACGGGCACGGCUGCAGCGUCGCGGUCCACCAAGCAUGUUAUGGUAUAGUCCAGGUUCCCACCGGUCCGUGGUUCUGUCGGAAGUGUGAAUCGCAGGAGAGGGCGGCACGUGUGAGGUGCGAACUGUGUCCCCACAAAGAUGGAGCCCUCAAGAGGACCGACAGCGGAGGCUGGGCUCACGUGGUGUGUGCGCUCUACAUCCCGGAGGUUCAGUUUGCCAACGUCCUCACGAUGGAGCCCAUCAUCCUGCAGUACGUCCCCCACGACCGAUACAUCAAGACCUGCUACAUCUGUGAGGACCACGGCAGAGAGAGCAAGGCGGCCUGCGGUGCCUGUAUGACCUGCAACCGGCAGGGCUGCCGACAGGCCUUCCACGUCACCUGUGCCCAGUUGGCCGGCCUGCUGUGCGAGGAGGAAGGCCCAGAAGCUGACAACGUGAAGUACUGCGGUUACUGCAAGCACCACUACAACCGGAUGCAGAAGAAGUUGCGCUCCAGUGAAAACACGACGAGCUCCUUCAGUCACGUGCGAGGGCGCUCGAGCUCGCCGCCGCAAGACAAGCAUCACCACCACCGGCAGAGGAAGAGUCACAAGGACAAGAUCCGGCAGAAAGAGAGACACAAGAAGUCCUCCGACGGCCUCGGCUCCUCGGUGACCGGCGGCAUGGAGAAGAUCUCCUCCGGCCACCACGGCAGUAAGGACGCUGAAGGGAAGUCCAAGAAGCCGAGCUCUCACGGUCACGGCCAUCGCAGCAAGAAGACGGGAAGCACCGGCAAGAGCUGCUCGUCGUCCUCGUGCUCCUCCAGCCCCUUCGACGCAGGCGGCUCCUUGUCGUCGGCGCAGGAGUUCCACCCGUUCCCGUCGGCGUGCCUGGAGCGCGAACGCGACCCGGGGUCGGACGACCACAGCGGCGAGGAGCGGAGGGAGCGCCGCAGGAGGCCGGCCUUCCAGGAGCAGGAGGAGGAGAGAGAAGAGGAGGAUGCAAAGGGUGAGGACAAAGACGGGGAGGAAGAGGAGGAGGAGGAGGACAGUAAAUUCCACAAACCGCCGGCUUUGACUCCGGCCGACGGGCCUCUGGCGGGGUCGCAGGGUCACGACCGGGCGGAGGGUGACUCCUUCGAGAACAAGGUCACGAUCUCGACCUUCGGGUCCAUCAUGCGCAUCACCUCUUCGUCGGGGCUGGGCGGCAGCAGCAAGAUCCGGAAGGUCUCCUCCUCCUCCUCUUCCUCCGGGGACUACAAGCCCUCCAAGAGCCUCUGCAAACCGUCUCAGCUGAGCACGCCGCCCAUCCUGGAGGAGGCGGCGGCCCAGGAGGACAAGGCCACGCCUCCUCCACCGCCGCCGCCCAGAGAGAGGCGUCACCGCGGCAACAAGAAGAGCAGCCACGGCCCGGGGCGGCCGCGGGGCAGCAAGAACCGGGAGAGGCGGGAGGAUGAGCAUCACCACCACCACCACCGCCGCGCCGCGCCGCCGCCGCCACCGGGCUCGAGCUCCUCGCUCUUCACGAGCCCCUCCCCCGCCCCGCACCCCGCCUUCCCCUCCACGCCGCCGCCCACGGCCAUCGCCUCUUCCUCUUCUUUCUCCUCCUCCUCCUCCAGCAUUUUUUCCACAAGUCGUGGCAACUCUCUGCUCAGCUCCGGUCUCUACUCCAGCCUCAAGGACCCUCUCUCCCUGGGGGGGGGCGUCUGCAGCACCUCCUUCUCCCUGGGGGGGGGAGGGGCGUGCAGCACCUCCUUGUCUCUGGGAGGCGGCAUGUGUGGCACCCCUCUCUCCUCAGGACUCCUCCCCUCCCACGCCUCCUCCCUCUCGCUGCCGCCUGUCAGCGGCGUGUCAAACACACAGGUCCAUCCGGGCUCCGCCUCCAGCUUCGGCCUGACCUCCACGGCCCCGACGCCGCUGACCCAGACCUCGCUGCCAGAGUCCGACCUCGACGACUGUCGCUUCCCGUGUCCGGGGACCUCGCCGAGAGAGAGUCUCUCCUCCCAGUCUCCGAUGAGCUUCCUCCCUCUCCUCUUCGACCAGCGGGACGGGCCGAGCGCGGCGCUCCGAGCGCGGCCUGAGGACGUCCCUCCGGCCGGCGCCCACAUCGAGCUGCUGCUGGAGAAACACGGCAACGGGGAGAUGGGCGUGAACAUCGUGGAGAUGCUCCAGUCGCUCCACUCGCUGCAGCAGGAGAACCAGCGGCUGCAGCAGCAGAUCUUCGGCCUCACGGUGAAGCGGGAGCGGCUGCAGCUGCUCAACAGCGACCUGGCCGGGACCUUCCCGCCGCCGCCGCCGCACACGCUCUCCGCCUACGGCGCCACGCACUCCUCCGCCCAGGCCCACUUCCUGUCCUCCGCCCACGAGCCGCUGAGCACCAAUAAGAGUCCUCCGUCCAAAAGCUGCUUCCUGAAUGACACCUCCUUCGUUACCUCACCUGAGGAGCUGCACUCUGGCAGUCCGUCCCGCAGUAGCUCCUCCCUCUCCUUCCAGAGCACGCCUCCUCAACAGAGCCCCGCCUCCUUUGGCCAGCCCCUGCCGAACGGCUCGGGCCUCACGUCGUUCCAGCUGAACGUGAACGGCGUGAUCCAGAACGCCGGCCCUCAGGCCUCGCUGCCCGGCCUGCGCCCGCAGCCGCCGCCGCUCGGCGCUCAGGGCUUCACGUUGCCCAAGAGUCUGAGCCCGUCCUCCCUCCUGUCGGAGCAGCAGAGGCAGCAGCAGCUGCAGCUGCAGCUGUUCCUCAGCUCCCACAACUUCACUCCUGAGCAGCAGGUGAUGGUGUGCCAGAUGCUGCAGCAGCAGAGGCAGCGGGAGCUGCAGCGCCUCACGCUGGCCGGAGGCCUCCCCUCCACCCCCCCUCCCCCGGCCUGCUGACCUCGGCCUCGCCCCUGCAGGGCGGCGGCCUCUUCGGCCUGCUGGACAACGCGCUCCACAAGCCCGGGGCUGCAGGUGGAGACAAGAACGGGUGACGGACGCGUCUUGAUUUCACCGGAGCGGCUCGAAUGAAGACACGCCCCCUUGGAGGACUUAGGUCAACGUGACUGCUCAACAUUUUUCUUCUUCUUCUGUCAUCUUUUUAUCGUACGCCCUCUUUUUAUGAAUGUAUAACAGGAUGGACUGAACCCUGGAGGUGACCUUUGUUGUUGUUUAUAUCGGAGGUUUCUUCUAGGUUUUGUUUUUGUGUCGGCAGCUUUUCAGAGAGCGUGAAUGCAGUGGUCUCUCUUCUUAAAUUGCACUAAUUUGUUACUCGACCAAUGGGGCUGCUUUAUGAAGGCGGAGCCAGGAGCUCCUGCUCACUCCUGCAGGAGCUUUUUUUUGGGAUGAAGUGAGAGUCACAGACGUCCGUCACUUCUUGCAACCUCGACCGUCUUCCUUGAUAUUGUGUCUUCCCCUCUUCGUGUUCACCUCUUCAUCUUCCAGCUGCAGCCUCCAGGAUGAAUAGACUCAUGUCUGAUGUGUGGUGCGUGGCGUUGCAACAUUAAGCUCGUUAUUACCUCAGAUGUUUCUGCCACGUAUUUUCCAUGUCGAGUCAUUUCCGUAAAUCGCCUUCACUGGAUUUAAAUGGCCACCGAGAAAAUAUUGAUGUUCGCUCUGAAGCCGCGUUCACACCGGAAGCGUAGAGCGAAUAUUCGCAACGCUUUACUCGCGUGACCAUUUGUGGCGUUUUGCUUUAUUCGCGCCUUAGAGGGGGCGGGGCUUAUCUCUGUGGCUUUAGUCCGUGGAAACGGUUAUCAUCUCCUUCAUCCACCAGGAAGAACUAACCACGAGUUCUGCUUUAGACUUGUUGAGGACAUCCAACGCCCUCGUGUUCGGGUUCAUAACAUUAAUAUCAUAUAUAUAUAUAUAUAUGAUAUAUAUAAUAUACAUAUAUAUAAUAUAUCAUAUAUAUAUAAUAUACAUAUAUAAUAUAUAUAUAUAUCAUAUAUUAUAUAUAUAUAUCAUAUAUAUAAUAUACAUAUAUAUAUAUUUCAUAUACAUAUCUAUAAUAUAUCAUAUAUAUAAUAUAUAUAUAUAUCAUAUAUAUCAUAUAUAUAAUAUACAUAUAUUAUAUAUUUAUACAUGACAACACAGCUCGGUGACCUUCCCCUCUAGUCUGAAUGUCUCUUCCAGCUCCACUAGAGCAGCUGUUGGAUCGACCAAUGGAGGAGCAGCUCAACUCUGAUUGGCUUUCACGACUCGUCGUCAGGCGAAUUUUUCGCCAGGGUUGAAAUAUUAGCGUAAUUCGCUUUUGGUGUGAACGCAGCUUUGGGUUUUGAUCUGUGUAAAUGUAAACAUGGCACUUAGCUCGUGGUCCACGGCGCCGCCGCCGCGGUCCACUAGAGACGGGUCGAGUGUUCAGAACCACCGGGAGAGUUUCUAAAAGAUUUCCAUCUCUUCCCGGUUGCUCUCGAGAUUAAGCAGACGAAACCAAACAUUUGGAAAAUGUAAGAAAUUUAUAGUUUGUGUUCACUUAGCAUGUUAGCGGCUAACGGAGUAAAUCACCCACCGCCCCCUUCGCUCGGUACUGAAAGGCCACCAGGACUGACUUUUGAUUGAUGUGAAUAUUUUGCACUCCUCUUUCCUGACGUGUCAUUUGUUGAUUGUUACUUCCAUGCAUCGAUAUUUCCUUUCAUGUUCACACCAACUAGAUGUUCUUUUAGCAAUACUGGAUAGAUAAUAAUGCCUUAAUGAUGCUAGAUUUACAGAGAGGAGCCGGAGCCCAGAGGCUUCGGCUCGCUCGUCGUCUUCUAACGUGUUUUUUUUAAUCUUUGGGUACAUGAGGAAAGUGAAAGCACUCCUUCCCAAAGGCCCGUUUAUACUUUUGAUAGCCGACUUGAUGAUUUAAAAGGUUUUUGAGAUGUGUAAAUAACCGUCUGGUGGUGAACUCGAGUGUCAAAAUGAUUUUCUAUUGUAAUGUUUGUGUUCCGAUGCAAUGCUCUUUAGUCGUUUGUGCUUCAGAGAACUGAGAAACGAGGAUUUUACGGCACAGCGACGUCAUAGGAGGCGUGAACUGUUCUUCUUCAGGUUUCAAGGCGUGUGAUGCAGAGUGUAGCUGCUAGCCGGCGUUACCGGUGACCUCCGCUGCAGGGCUGUUGGACUCAUUGCGUAACUCUCCUUCCACUUCAGUAGUUCUACUCACAAAGGAUCCUCACGUAGCUCUUCUGUUUUGUUUUUAUUUCAUCCUGUGUUUCUCCCUUCAACUUGAUCUCCCUUUUACAUGUGAUAGCUCGAGCGCUAGCAUAUUUAGUUAGCAGCUAACGUAGGCGUGGUGGAGGAACUGCCAGCGGCUCACUGGUCUGACCAGGGUUCAUACGCUCAUGGAACACAUGGAACACGUGGAACACAAACAUGGAACACGUGGAACACAAACAUGGAACACAUGGAACACAAACAUGGAACACGUGGAACACAAACAUGGAACACGUGGAACACAAACAUGGAACACAUGGAACACGUGGAACACAAACAUGGAACACAUGGAACACGUGGAACACAAACAUGGAACACGUGGAACACGUGGAACACAAACAUGGAACACGUGGAACACAAACAUGGAACACGUGGAACACACACAUGGAACACGUGGAACACAUGGAAAAGUCCCGGAAGUUUUUAAUAAUGGUUAUUUCCAGGCCUGAAAAAGCCUGAAAAAUAUGUAAUCCCAAAAGUUUUGGAAAGGUUAUGUAAAUGUGUUAUAUGUUUAUUUACGCAGUUUGAUUAAAAGAAUAAACAUUUAUAUAAAUAUUCAUUCUUUUAAUCAAACUAUUAUCUCUGAAGGUAUUUACACAUUUCACAAAAUGUUUGGUCGGCGAAAUUUAGUUUAAAAGUCCUGUAAAUCCAUCAGUCCCCAUGAGUAUGAGCCCUGUGAUGAAUACUGUAGCAAUGACACGGGGAAUGUUGAUUCUGUGGAUGAAGACACGAGACAUGACUCCAGGUGAGGGGUCAGCAGGGGACAGGUGAGAAGUCAGCAGGGGGUCUCUGGACGGGUCUCUGGACGGGUCUCUGGGGGGUCUCUGAAAAGUCUAGAAGGUCUCUGAAAGGUCUCUAGAGGGUCUCGAGGGUUUCUGAAGGGUCUCUGGAGGGUCUCUGAAAGGUCUCUAGAGGGUCUCUGAAAAGUCUCUAGAGGGUCUCUGAAGGGUCUCUGAAAAGUCUCUAGAGGGUCUCUGAAGGGUCUCUGAAAGGUCUCUAGAGGGUCUCUGGAGGGUUUCUGAAGGGUCUCUGGAGGGUCUCUAGAGGGUUUCUGAAGGGUCUCUGGAGGGUCUCUAGAGGGUCUCUGAAGCGGUUUCUUUCUCGUGUUGCACUGGGGCAUUUUGGGCCCAACUGUAAAUUGUUUUUUUUAAGUACCUUUUUUAAAAUUGUCUUGGAAUAAGAGUUGUAUACUUUUUAACAUGUUUGUGUAAAAACACAUGCAUUCUUUAACGCGCUGAAUUUCUUUGGGAUAACCAAUGUUCUGAAUGUUGUACUGUGUAUUUUUUUUAAUGUAUUACCACAUGUUAAGCACCUGAAGGAGGUUUGAUGGGGAUGUGAAAUGCAGUGACGUCUCGGAUGUGUUGCUAAAUACCAAGUUAUAACUAUGCAUCAUUUUAAAUGCAUUGUUUAAAAAAUUUAAAUAAAAUGAAAUAAGCACUGAAUUAAAAAAAGAAGGAAAAAAAAGUCAAGAUGUUGGCAUUGUACAGUGUAUUUGUUUGAGAGAAUUGGUGAAAACAAAUUUGACAUUAUUCAGAUUUUAAAGCCCUGUAAAGUAUUUUGAUAUUUUUGUGUGUAACAUUUAAAAAAAACGAUUUAAGACGACCUUUUUUUGUCAAUAAAUGUAUUUUACUGA